This is a messenger RNA of Panicum virgatum (switchgrass), 841 nucleotides long. RefSeq lists its product as uncharacterized. The record is from RefSeq and is a predicted model, not a curated record. Bases 1 to 621 code for a protein of 206 amino acids. NCBI's taxonomy places the organism in Eukaryota, Viridiplantae, Streptophyta, Magnoliopsida, Poales, Poaceae. The transcript is spliced from 6 exons.
AUGGCGGCGCCCUUCGUCGCCUCCCUCCUCGCCGCCUCCCUGGUGCCCUUCCAACAUAUGGUUGAUAAUCACAACGCCCCGUCGCGCGCGUCCUCCUCUUCCUUCCCUACCCGCCUGCGGCCCGCCGUCAUGCGUGUCCUCCUCUGCCCGGUCGCCGGCGUGUGCGUCGUCCACCUCCGCCCGCCUUCGGUGCCCCUCUCGGCGCGCCACCUCUUCAGGUUCGUCUGCCCCUCCCCCGCUCCCUCCCCUCCUUGGUUCUCCUUCACCGGCGGCACCUUUUGUUUUUGCAAUGCAGAGCUCACGCCGGAGCAGAAGGCCGAGCUCGUGAUGUCGCUGAAGGGUAUAAAGAAUUUCACUGUUCUGAUCGAGCUUGACUUGUUAGACAACAAUAUAACAGCGCUCCCAGCAGAGCCGGGAUUGCUUGAGCCUAACCUGCAAGUGUUGAAACUUGAUGGGAAUCCGCUUAUAAGGUAUCUGCCAAGGAGAUGUCAGCCCACUCUUGUGAAGGAACGUCAAGGGGUUGGAGCAGCUCGGCGGGAUGGAGGGCCUCCAUUUUGUUGCGUUGGCACGUCACAUAGGAACGCACGAAGUCGUACACCACGGUCCUGUCAUUGUCGAUGAUGAAGUCCAACCAGAGUUGCAUCGGGCAGGUCGAUAGGGAGUUGCUACAGCACGAUAUGGAUUGGUGCUCGUUUGUCUGGAUUGGGAGACCAUCAGCAGCAGUGUCGUUGGCAGCACAAUCUUUUUGCUUGCUCUAAAGCAAAACAUGCAUCACACCAGGAACAACCACAUCGUUCCUAAAACCCUGGCUUACAUAUAUAUAGCUAAAAUGCAGCAAGAA